AUGGCCUACCUGCGGGCCUGCGAAGUCCAGCAGCUGCUCCACAACAAGUUCGUGGUCGUCAUGGGGGACUCGAUCCAGAGGGCUGUGUACAAAGACCUGGUGCUCCUGCUGCAGAAAGACUGCCUGCUCUCCUCCAGCCAGCUGAAGGCCAAGGGCGAGCUGAGCUUCGAGGGCGACGUGCUGCUGGAGGGAGGCCGUUGGGGCCGCAUGCACAAUGGCACCCACUACCGCGAGGUCCGCCAGUUCCGCUCGGGCCACCACCUGGUGCGCUUCUACUUCCUCACGCGCGCCUACUCGGAGUACCUGGAGGCGGUCCUGGCGGAACUGCACUGGGGCGAGCACGUCCCGGACGUGGUCAUCAUGAAUUCCUGCCUCUGGGACCUGUCCAGGUAUGGCCAGAACUUCCAGAGGCGCUACCGGGAGGACCUGGAGCAGUUGUUCGGCCGCCUGCAUCAGGUGCUGCCCGAGUCCUGCCUGCUGGUGUGGAACACGGCCAUGCCAGUGGCCGAGGUGGUCUCGGGCGGCUUCCUCCCGGCCGAGCUGCGGCCCCAGAUGGCCCGCCUGCGGGAAGACGUGAUGGAGGCCAACUUCUACAGCUCGGCGGAGGCCAGCAGGCACGGCUUCGAUGUGCUGGACCUGCACUUCCACUUCAGGCACGCAGGGCAGCACCGGCAGCGCGACGGCGUGCACUGGGACGGGCGCGCGCACCGCCACCUGUCGCAGCUGCUGCUGGCCCACCUGGCGGACGCCUGGGGCGUGGACCUGCCGCGGCGCGAGCGCGUGACCAGAUGGAUCCGGGAAGGCCCCGGCGGAGGACAGCCCAGCCGGCACGGGAGGCAGCCCCGGGACCGCAGAGGUGACCCAGGCGAACGUAUUUUUUCGCGGUUCCCACCUACAUCCUCGUACCUCUGUCCUCUGCUGCGAUCCCCCGCGCCCUUUUCUCUGCCUAGACCUCUGUUUCCUUCCCCGCACCAAGAAGUCUCUGUGCUCUUCCCCCGACCUGUGCUGCACAGCCCUUUCUCCUACGACCCCGCUCCGCACCAGGUUGGGAAUACUGGCCAAGGAAACUCCAUCAUGGGCCCCGAGCCACCUUCGGGCCCCAUGCGCACGGCCUCUUUCCAGCACCACAGAAGGGGGUCCCCUCCUUACCCACGCUGGGGCUUCAGUGGGUCACACAGGCGCCAUAGAAGGCGCACCAGCAGAAGACCCGAGCACACCCAGAGGCAAGGACCCAGUAAUCGGCCCUAG
This is a messenger RNA of Talpa occidentalis (Iberian mole), 1248 nucleotides long. RefSeq names its product PC-esterase domain-containing protein 1B-like. The record is from RefSeq and is a predicted model, not a curated record. The transcript has a single exon. Bases 1 to 1248 code for a protein of 415 amino acids. NCBI's taxonomy places the organism in Eukaryota, Metazoa, Chordata, Mammalia, Eulipotyphla, Talpidae.